CUUCGGGUCUAUAUUUGAUGUCGGCUUGUUCACAUAAAGGAAAAAGCUGUCUUGCUUUUGUUCAGCCUCUGGUUUCCCGGCGUCAAGUCAGUUUUCUCACAACUUUGAUCCCGGCGACAAUAUUCUGCUGCCUUGGUCCUCGGAAACUGAACUGACUACCCAUUUCCUGUUUCUUCCAUUCCGGUUACUCCCCUUUUUCCUUCGACGGUGACUGAUAUGGUGGCCGGAGGCUGUCUAUAAGUUAUAUUUUCAUCUGGUUGCUAAAUAUUGAUGUGGCUUUCUUUUCCGUUUUAUGGAUUCCUUUGUCAAUUGGAAUAGCUAUUAAAGUGUUUCUGUGGGAUUUUGGCUUUUUGGGCACCAACAGCAGUUUUUACAUGCUUUUACAUGCUUUGUUGAUGCCGAUGUUUCAGCUGCAAAGUUCUGGUUUUGGCGUUUUCAUUCUAGCAGAAGAAGUCCAUUCUUUUGGAAUUUACUCCUGAUCAAGAUUGCUCCUACUGAAAAAGGGGCGUUCGUGUUGAGUUUCUCAUCCACCUCUUUAAACAUUUCUGGGAAAAGGGUCUGCUUUUUGUUGUUUAUACCAGAUGUUAUUAGACAACUUUGUAGCAGAAAGUAGAGGAGAUUCUUCAUCUUGGUGGUCGAUUUUAGAGAAUUGUCUAACUGUGAAGAGUUUGUGAGCAAGGUUAAAUCUUGGUAAAUAACGCCAAGUGUUGAAUUUGCCGGGGUUAUCAUAUUUAUAGGUCGUCAUGAAGGCUUUACCGAAUGGCUACUUGCCUAAUUCUGGCGAAGGGGAAAGAAAAACAAUCAACUCAGAGUUAUGGCAUGCAUGUGCUGGACCCUUGGUUUCCUUACCUCCUGUUGGAAGUCUCGUCGUUUAUUUCCCUCAAGGACACAGUGAGCAAGUCGCAGCAUCCAUGCAAAAGGAGGCUGAUUUCAUACCCAGUUAUCCUAACCUUCCGUCCAAGUUAAUUUGCAUGCUUCACAAUGUUGCAUUACAUGCUGAUCCAGAAACUGAUGAGGUCUAUGCACAAAUGACCCUUCAACCUGUAAACAAAUAUGACAAGGAAGCAAUACUUGCAUCAGACAUGGGUCUGAAGCAAAGCCGACAGCCUGCUGAAUUCUUCUGCAAAACUCUUACAGCUAGUGACACAAGUACGCAUGGUGGAUUUUCUGUACCUCGUAGAGCAGCAGAGAAAAUAUUUCCACCUCUGGAUUUUUCAAUGCAACCUCCUGCUCAGGAGAUUGUUGCCAAGGAUUUGCAUGACAAUACAUGGACAUUCAGACAUAUUUAUCGCGGACAACCAAAGAGGCAUCUGCUGACUACUGGUUGGAGUGUCUUUGUCAGCACAAAAAGACUAUUCGCUGGAGAUUCUGUUCUUUUUAUUAGGGAUGCAAAACAGCAGCUUCUUGUGGGUACAAGGCAUGCCAAUAGACAACAACCUGCUCUCUCUUCAUCGGUCAUAUCCAGUGACAGCAUGCAUAUAGGCAUUCUUGCUGCUGCAGCUCAUGCUGCUGCAAACAACAGCCCAUUUACCAUAUUUUACAAUCCAAGAGCUAGCCCUGCAGAAUUUGUAAUUCCAAUGGCCAAGUAUAAUAAAGCCAUGUACACCCAAGUUUCCCUUGGAAUGAGGUUUAGAAUGAUGUUUGAGACUGAGGAGUCAGGAGUUCGUCGAUACAUGGGUACAAUUACAGGGAUCAGUGACUUGGAUCCUGUGCGAUGGAAAAAUUCACAGUGGCGCAAUCUUCAGGUUGGAUGGGAUGAAUCAACAGCUGGUGAGCGCCCAAGCAGAGUAUCAAUUUGGGACAUUGAACCAGUCGUUACUCCUUUCUACAUUUGCCCCCCUCCUUUCUUCAGGCCCAGGUUCUCCAAGCAACCAGGAAUGCCAGAUGAUGACUUCGACAUGGAAAAUGCAUUCAAGAGAGCUAUGCCCUGGCUCGGCGAUGACUUUGGCAUGAAAGAUGCCUCAAGUUCAAUGUUUCCUGGUUUGAGUUUAGUUCAGUGGAUGAGCAUGCAGCAGAACAACCAGUUAUCUGCUACACAAUCAGGAAUGUUCCCAUCUAUGCUUUCAUCCAAUUCCCUUCAGAAUAACCUCAGCACUGAUGAUCCAUCCAAAUUAUUGAGCUUUCAAAACCCUGUCCUCUCUGCAUCAAAUCUUCAAUUUAACAGACCAAAUUUACCAAACCAAGUCAACCAAUUGCAACAAGCCCCAACAUCAUGGCCUCAGCAGCAGCAGCAGCAGCAGCAGAUGCAAUCCUUGUUGCAAGCACCUGACCAGCUCCAGCAGCAGAGGCAGCAGCCGCAGCCGCAGCUGCAGCCGCAGCCACACCAGCUUCCUGAGCCACAAAAUAUGACGCCGCAGCAGCAGCAGCAGCCACCACCCCAGUUGCAGCAACAGCGAGUACAACAACCACAGCAGCAGCAGCAAUCAUGUCAACAGGCCAUUAUAAACAAUGUGAUUGGUUCUAGCCAAAUUCCAAAUCCGAGUGUGCAACAAUCAAUAGCCUACUCUCAGCUUCAGCAGCAGCAGUUACUGUCAGCCAGCAUGCCUCUUCAGCAAAAUAUUCAAUCAGCUAGCAAAAAUACAUUCCCACUCACAACCUUAUCACAAGAUUCACAGUUUCAGCCACAGAUAGACCCACAAGCUACUCUCUUGCAGAGGCAGCAGCAGCAGCAGCAACAAUAAUUGCAGAUAUUCCAACAGAGCUUGUCACAGAGGGCCCCACAACAACCCCAAGUGGCUCAGUUGCCACCACAAAACCUGUCAGAACAACAGUUGCACAUACAGUUGCUACAAAAAUUGCAGCAGCAGCAGCAAUUUCUUUCUCCAGCUAGUUCACUUUUGCAGCCUCAGCUGCUACAGCAACAGCAAGCACAUGUACCAAACCAACAACUACCACAGCCGACUCUGUCUCAGCAUCAGCCUCAGCCUCAGCAGCUCAGCAACAAUGCAUUAUCUGCAGAGAAGCUUCUGGUCAGCAACGGCUUUCUUCUUCACCUCUGAUACAACCACAACAGGUUCCUUUGAAUCAAGCCCAGAAUACACCAAAACCACUUACAACUACCAAAGCUCCUUCUAGUCUUACA
Messenger RNA from Neltuma alba, 3082 nucleotides. RefSeq names its product auxin response factor 19-like. The record is from RefSeq and is a predicted model, not a curated record. Gene Ontology annotation, cellular component: nucleus. Gene Ontology annotation, molecular function: DNA binding. Gene Ontology annotation, biological process: response to hormone; regulation of DNA-templated transcription. NCBI's taxonomy places the organism in Eukaryota, Viridiplantae, Streptophyta, Magnoliopsida, Fabales, Fabaceae.